AUGAAAACUGUUUUUCUAUUAAUAAUGGUUUUAGUUGCUGGUGACCAUAGCAAUGUUAUGGGAGAUCAUGUUAAGCAUUCCAAAAAGACUCCACAUACUACCACUCAAAUAAUCCAACAAAAAGGUUAUCGUGCCGAAACACAUACUGUUAUCACUGAAGAUGGUUACAUCCUUACACUUGACAGAAUAUCUGCUAAUAAAGAAGGUAUUUCAGGAAAACAACCCGUAUUCCUACUGCAUGGUGUAUUCGAUACCAGUUACGUUUGGAUAAAUAAUAUAAACACUUCCCUAGCUUUUUUGUUGUCUGAUGAAAAUUUUGACGUUUGGAUGGGAAACUCUAGAGGAAAUCCGUAUUCUAACACUCACCUAAAGUACUCUCCAUUAAGUCCACAAUAUUGGAAUUUUAGUUUUCAUGAAAUGGGUGUUUACGAUCUACCUGCUUGCAUAGAUUAUAUAUUAAAUGUAACAAAUGCUAGCGACACCAUAUACUACGUUGGCCAUUCUCAAGGUGGUUCUGUUUUUUAUGUGUAUGCCUCAACGUUUCCCGAAAUGGCUGUAAAAAAAUUUAAAAUUGCCGUUACAUUGGCACCUGCUGUCUUUUUAGGACAUGCGAAUGAAUUAACGAGAUUAUCAUCAACACUCCUGACUGGCAAUAAGUGGCUGCUUAAUCCGUCGAGAGUAACACACAUCAAUUUAUCAAACAUGUACCAGUUUGUUACACGUGAUUGUGAUGAUUCGCCCCUUGCUACACCAUUUUGCAAGACAUUAAUAGAAGUAAAUGCUGGAUUUGAUGGGAUGUCAUUCAACCAUUGUUUGGGCACCCAUCUGUCAAUGUUUCGAUAAAGACUGGAAUUCAUUACGGACAGCUGUUUAGAACUGACGAAUUUCAAAAGUAUGACUACGGUCCACAUGGAAAUUUAAAGGCGUAUGGCAUUCGUAA
Agrilus planipennis (emerald ash borer) is the source of this 940-nucleotide messenger RNA. Its product is annotated as gastric triacylglycerol lipase-like. The record is from RefSeq and is a predicted model, not a curated record. The transcript is spliced from 6 exons. Gene Ontology annotation, biological process: lipid metabolic process. The coding region runs from base 1 to 843 and encodes 280 amino acids. NCBI's taxonomy places the organism in Eukaryota, Metazoa, Arthropoda, Insecta, Coleoptera, Buprestidae.